CAUUCCAAAGCUAUAUUUUCUCACAUCAGCCCCUAAAAAGUCCUGACUUGCAAGUUUCUUUCUUUCUGUCUCUCCGUCUCCUUUUGCCUUUCUUUUUUUUUUUUUCAGUUCUUCAGCUGAAAAUUAGCUAUGGCAAUUGGGCAAUACAAGGAUGUUGAACAAGGGGAAAUUAAUGUUCUUGAAGAUUUGAAAAGACCAUUAGUUCAGGAAGAAAAAAUUAUUUCUCAUAAAAUUAAAAAUAAUUAUCAGACUGAUAAUGAAGAGGAAACCACUGGAUCAAUUGGAAUGGUUCUGUUCAGCACAUUCGUUGCUGUUUGUGGUUCUUUUGAAUUUGGCUCUUGUGAACAGAUUACAAAAACACAAACAAGCACAAAUGUAAUAGGUUAGGUUUUUUUAGCUUAAGCUAUUGUUUUGGCAGGUGGGCUAUUCAGCACCCACUCAAUCUGCAAUCAUGGAAGAUCUUAAUCUCACUGCAUCUCAGUACUCCAUGUUUGGCUCCAUAUUAACAAUUGGUGCAAUGCUUGGUGCUAUUACAAGCGGCCGGAUUGCAGACUACAUUGGUAGAAAAGGGGCAAUGAGAAUGUCAGUUGGAUUCUGCAUUACAGGAUGGGUAGCUGUGUUUUUCUCUAAAGAGUAUUUUUCGCUUGACAUGGGAAGGUUUUUCACUGGUUAUGGCAUUGGAGUUUUCUCCUUUGUGAUUCCAAUAUAUAUAGCUGAAAUAUCCCCAAAGAAUCUUCGUGGAGGGCUUACCACAUUGAAUCAGCUCAUGAUUGUUACUGGGUCAUCCACUGCAUUCUUGUUAGGAAGUGUUAUAUCAUGGAAAGCAUUAGCUCUAACUGGUCUGGUUCCUUGCAUUUUCCUUCUUGUUGGCCUGUUCUUCAUUCCGGAGUCUCCUAGAUGGCUGGCGAAAGUUGGCCGAGAUAGGGAAUUCAAAGUUGCACUGCAGAAACUUCGAGGCAAAGAUGCUGAUAUUACACGCGAAGAAGAUGAAAUCCAAGAUUCUAUUGAAAUUCUUGAAGCCCUUCCUAAAGCUAGAUUUCUUGAUUUAUUCCAAAGGCAAUACAUCCGUGUUAUAUUUAUUGGAGUGGCAAUAAUGAUAUGCCAGCAAUUUGUAGGAAUUAAUGGAGUUGGAUUUUAUGUUAGUCAAAUUUUUGUGACUGCUGGACUUUCUUCUGGGACACUUGGAACCAUGAACCAUUGCUUAUGCUUGUAUUCAGGUUCCGAUAACAAUAGCGGGAGCAAUGUUAAUGGACAAGUCUGGAAGAAAACCACUAAUAAUGGUUUCUGCAGCUGGGAUAUGGUUGGAACUUCUUUCCUUCUCAAGUCACUCAGUUUGUUGCUUGGAUGGGUACCUAUUCUAGCUGCUGCAGGAGUACUGGUAUUCAUAUCAGCAUUCUCAAUUGGAAUGGGAGCAGUUCCAUGGUUGAUAAUGUCCGAGAUCUUCCCAAUAAAUAUAAAGGGAGUUGGAGGGAGCUUAGUGGUAUUGGUGAACUGGUUAGGUGCUUGGAUAGUUUCGUACACGUUUAACUUUCUCAUUAGCUGGAGUUCCUCAGGUACUUUCUUUUUGUACUCGGGAUUCUCAUUGAUGACUAUUCUUUUUGUGGCCAAGUUUGUGCCAGAAACCAAAGGAAAAACACUGGAAGAAAUUCAAGAAUGUAUCAAUUCAUAGAAAUGUAGAAAUAAUAUUCAAUGGAAAUUUUUUUGGAAGAUGAUAGAAAUUUUGAUGUGAUGGGUAAAGGUCCAGUAGAAGUUACAGUUGAAUAGUAUCUGCAAAUUGCAGCAAAUUCUCUGCGGCUGGAAGAAUCAAAAUUUUUGUUAUCGAUAGAUAGAAAGAAGAUAAAGGCUUAAAGCUAUAAGGAUUAGUGAGGAUCUUCACAUUCUAACAACUAGAAGUGCUUGUGCUUUUCAUUUAUGUAGAUUAUGAAAAUAGCUUGUCAUUCAAUUAACGAAGAAGAAGAGUUUUUAAGCUUCUGUUAGCAAGCUUAAUUUCAAUUUUUAUCUCCCUAAAUAUACCAUCUUAGAUCCCUUUUUUGACGCCAAAUGUUUUGUAUUGUGUAAUUCCGGAUGGGUCAAUAGCUCAUUGUUGAUAAAUUUCA
Jatropha curcas is the source of this 2096-nucleotide messenger RNA. Its product is annotated as Major facilitator superfamily protein. Gene Ontology annotation, cellular component: membrane. Gene Ontology annotation, molecular function: sugar transmembrane transporter activity. Lineage: Eukaryota; Viridiplantae; Streptophyta; Magnoliopsida; Malpighiales; Euphorbiaceae. Gene Ontology annotation, biological process: transmembrane transport; carbohydrate transport. The record is from RefSeq and is a predicted model, not a curated record.